This is a messenger RNA of Drosophila subobscura, 1135 nucleotides long. RefSeq names its product salivary glue protein Sgs-3. The record is from RefSeq and is a predicted model, not a curated record. Gene Ontology annotation, molecular function: chitin binding. Lineage: Eukaryota; Metazoa; Arthropoda; Insecta; Diptera; Drosophilidae. The transcript has 3 exons. Bases 33 to 1022 code for a protein of 329 amino acids. Gene Ontology annotation, cellular component: extracellular region.
GCAGGUGGCCCAUCAUUAAUUGCCAACUAGAGAUGGAGGCGCACAAGCUUCAGAUAUUUUCGCUAGCGCUGCUCGCCUUGCUGCUGGCACCAGCCGCCGUGGAUGCCGUGUGUGGCAGUUGCACGAACGCUCAUGCCUGCAUCAGCGAGACGCAGUUCCAGCUGUGCUUUGAUGGUGUGCGCGACCAGAGCCAGAACUUUACCUGCCCCAGCGACAGGGUCAUCUGCGUGGAUUACAUUGCCACCUGCAUGGCCAAUGGCACGUCGGCGGUGCGGGGCUGUGGCGAUGUCUCCGUAUGCGGCGUGUGCCCGGAUGUUAGCACCAAGUUCACCUGCACCUCGCGCAACACCUUUGCCGCGUGCAGCAAUGGAGCAAUCACCGCGUACACCCAGACAUGCAAGGACAACUUCGUGUGCAGUGCGCUAUUAGCUGCCACGGGCACUCCCUGUGUCUCCCAUUGCAAGGGAAAAACCGGCGAUGUGUGCGAUCUACCUGGCCAGACUUCCGCCGAUGAUACACCCAUCCAGACCACCUCAUUGGAGACGAGUCCGGUAACCACAGGGUCCACUUCCGAUGACUCCUCUGUAACCACUGCGAAUCCUCCCACAGCAACAACGGGGAUCUCAACAGUAGACCCAACCACAGACUCAAGCACAGUAACCCUUCCAACAGAUCCCACUUCCACUCCCACAGUAAACACUCCCACAGAGACUACUCCUACGACAGUAAACACUCCAACAGAACCCAGUCCCAGUCCCACAGUAAACACUCCCACAGAAACCACUCCCACUCCCACAGCAACCCUUCCAACAGAUCCCACUUCCCACUCCCACAGUAAACACUCCCACGGAGACCACACCAACCACUGCGAGCCCAAGCACAGAGCCCACUGUGCCAGCGGAAACCGUCUAUUGCCAGGGCAUCAGCACCGCUGGUCGUUAUGCCAUACCUGGGGACACGGUGUGCACGAGCUACAUCACUUGCAGCUACAGGGAGGAGAGCUGGAAAGGCAUCAUCUAUAACUGUCCCGCUACAAAGCCCUACUUCAACGCAAGCGCCUUUAAUUGUGGCACGACCAAGCCAACCGGAACGGGGUGUACAGCUGUGUAGCCAGCCAGCGCUUUUUCAAAGUCUA